Molecule: messenger RNA, 2118 nt
Organism: Cryptococcus wingfieldii CBS 7118
Lineage: Eukaryota; Fungi; Basidiomycota; Tremellomycetes; Tremellales; Cryptococcaceae
Product: solute carrier family 35 (UDP-sugar transporter), member A1/2/3
Exons: 4
Coding region: 1-2118 (705 amino acids)
Biological process (GO): pyrimidine nucleotide-sugar transmembrane transport
Cellular component (GO): Golgi membrane
Molecular function (GO): UDP-galactose transmembrane transporter activity
Source: RefSeq, a predicted model, not a curated record
AUGUCCAUGUCUCGAGCUUCCACCCGCUCUCCAUCAGGCCUCAACCGCCGCCCGACCAUGGACCGCUCAGCCUCACACACCGGCACCAGUCCAGCUGCCUCGUCUCCCCUGCAGUCGACCUUUGGGGGGCGCAUCAACGGCUCGCCAGAAGAGGACCGCCUGACCAUGCGAGAUCGCGAAAAAGACAGGCCAGAUGAAAAGGGAUCUACAAGGGGCAAGGCUGGUGGUGUUGGCGUUGGCGUUACCAGACCAAAGCGGAGACUGAGCAGUCUUCCCAACUUGAAACCCAAACUCAAUAGAGCCAUGUCUGCGACCUCUGUCCACUCCCCGCCCCAGUCACCGCUGGGCGAACCCACACAUAAUCCCUACCGGACACUCCAACAACAGUCCUUCCACAACAACGCCCAGUCGCAUGGGUCUUCCACUGGCUCGUCUACGGCCAACAACUAUAAAACUACCUACAAUAGGCAGAACCCACCACGGAUGGAUGAAAAGGUCGGCAUGGUCGGGUACGCGACUGCUAUGGCAGCUGCUAGCAGAGAAAAGGAAGGGCCGCCCAAACUCUGGGGUGUAGAGCUGAAAUGGAUCUCUCUGAUCACGCUCGCCCUGCAAAACGCCCUCCUCACAAUCAUCAUGCACUAUUCGCGGAUAACAGCCUCGCCAAACCGCACCUACUCUGCUGCCGCUGCUGUUCUCGCAAACGAGCUGCUGAAGGGUACUAUAUCCCUCUUUAUCGCGCUGACACGAAUCGACAAGGACUUGACCACUUCUCCCCCACCUGCGCUGUAUGGCGAAAAGGGCGGCGACGAUGACAACCGUCUCAGCAAGCUCCCCACCAUCUUUCACGCCAGCCGGUUACGCACGCUUUCCACUGCCAUCUUUUCACCCGACUGCUACAAGCUGUCUGUCCCCGCCAUUCUCUAUGUCAUCCAGAACAACCUGCAAUACGUUGCCGCGUCCAACCUCGACGUUGCGACGUUCCAAGUCACCUACCAGAUGAAGAUUCUUACGACAGCCUUCUUUUCGGUUCUACUGUUGCGCAAGCGCCUGACGCGGGCCAAGUGGGCGAGUCUCAUCUUGCUGGCUGUAGGCGUCGGUAUCGUGCAGAUCCAGUCGACUUCGGCUCCUGCUGCCGUGCACACUAGCCAUGCGGGCCACGAGCACGGGCUCCGAUCCGAAAUCCCUCCCGACCACAACAUGGCCACAGAGCGCGUGAUGCACCCCAUGAGAGGCUUCAUCGCCGUCACUCUGGCGUGUCUGACCUCGGGCCUGGCGGGUGUCUAUUUCGAAUUCAUCUUGAAGGGAUCGUCGAGCUCCAACUCUCCCCCGCCAGACCUGUGGAUCAGAAACACCCAGCUCUCGCUCUUUUCUCUUAUCCCUGCGCUGGUGCCGAUUGUCGUCAACCCCUCGGGACCUGAUGGCGCUGGGUAUAUCACCAAAGUGCUCGGGUGCUUUGACAAUUUCAAUGGGUGGGCGAUUGGGACCGUAUUGACGCAGACGCUGGGUGGUUUAAUCACUGCAUUGGUGAUUCGAUACAGCGACAACAUCAUGAAAGGAUUUGCGACGUCCCUCUCCAUCAUCAUUUCCUUCAUGGCAUCUGUCGCCCUCUUCUCGUACCCCAUCACCCUGACAUUCGUCCUCGGCGCCUCCACCGUCCUCUUUGCAACCUACUCUUACAACGCCCCCACCCCGGCCAACGCUAUCGCCCCCCGCACUUCCAUCGCUGUCGCCCCCGGCUCCCCCAUCACCACCUCCGCCCCCAUCCUCGGCGAACCCGAAAAACCCAGCCGCGCCUCGAGCGUGAUCAACCUCCUCGGCUUGGGCGGCGCGUCCAACGCGGGUUCAAGGAAGCCGAGUAUGACGGAUGUCAGAGGUUACGCGGGGACGGGCGGGAGUCAGCUGGGGCUGAGCUCGUAUCCCCAGUCGGGGUCGGUAUCGGCGUCUGCGCCUGGGACACCGGCGAUGAGUAGCCAGAGUGGGUAUAGCGGGAGGAGCAGUCCUGCGGCGGUGCCGAAUACCAAUAUGCACGGGGGACCUGGUACGGGUUUCCAGCGAGGUACAGUGGGGGACAAGGUCAGGCCGAUAUUGAGCCUGGAUAUCGACAGGAAGCAGGGAUAG